Messenger RNA from Periophthalmus magnuspinnatus, 4450 nucleotides. RefSeq names its product bcl-2-modifying factor-like. The transcript has 4 exons. The coding region runs from base 273 to 758 and encodes 161 amino acids. Lineage: Eukaryota; Metazoa; Chordata; Actinopteri; Gobiiformes; Gobiidae. The record is from RefSeq and is a predicted model, not a curated record. Gene Ontology annotation, cellular component: myosin complex. Gene Ontology annotation, biological process: negative regulation of autophagy; positive regulation of apoptotic process; apoptotic process.
CAGAAGAGAGUUGGCCGACAGAAAAUGGCUUUUCUUUAACUGGGUUUAUUUACUAAAGUUUAGCACCGCCCUGGCGGCGGAGUCACGGUGGAGCUGACGUCGGCGAAAUGAAAUCAGCCGCUUUCCUUUCUCCUCACAGAAUGAAGUCGUCGUGGAGGUGAUUCGGACUAAACUUUUUGAUGCUCAUGGAUAUGACUUCAAUCUCAUUUUUCUGACUAAAGCUGUUACAAGAAAGCCUUUAUUUGUGGCCACUCAACGCACAGCGACCCCGCAUGGAGGAUGAGGAGGAUGAUGUGUUUGAGCCAGAUCUGCACUGCUGGCACACCACAUUCAGGCAGAUAAAGUGUGAAGACCGGGCCACGCAGACCCCUGGCCCUGCCCUGGCCCCCAACAAAGGCAUGCUUCCCUGUGGAGUGGCAGAGGAGCCUAGACCACUCUUUUACGGCAACGCAGGUUUUCGAUUGCACUUCCCAGCACAUUUUGAACUUGGUGAAGAUCAGGAGGCAAGUGAAUCACUACAAGAGGGAGAGAUGCAGAACGGGAGGGAGCCACUCCCCAGGCACCCUGUGGCAGUACGCAGCAUGGAGGCCUGCAUCGGCCACAAACUGCAGCUCAUAGGAGACCAGUUCCACCGGGAUCACUUACAACGGUAUCACCAAAAUCAAAGGAACCAGGGCCCAGUGUGGUGGCGUUUGGCUGCAGCUUUGCUCAGUCUCCUAUUCAACCGCAGAGGACGAGCCGCAGCGGGACAGAGGUGAGACAGCCCCCUCCCCUCUGUCCCAUAUGAGGAACUGGACUCCUAAUGGCACUGUUUUAUCCAACACGGGUCUGUUUUGGAGAGGAAACAAAAAAGAAGGUCACCGCGGGACGGAGACAACCAAUUUUUAUACUUUUUUGUCUUUCCAAGGCGAUGCCAUGAUGUUCUGAGAUUUCCCCAAAAGAACAAUGUCAAUAUUUUGGUAUACAUGUUGUGUAGAAGUUUUGUAUAGUACUGAAUGAUCUUUUUGCACUUCAACACGUAUCCUCCGCAGACCCUGGGAAUGCCUUAUAAUUCAAAUGUCUUCUGCCAGAAAGAGUAUUGAGCAAAAAUCAAGAAGAAGGUUUUCGGUUGUGAAGUUGUCCGGGUAACCAGUCGAGUUGAUAUACUCACUUUUCCAAAGACUCCGAACAAAGCAUUUUGCACCUCAACCAUUCAUCUGUUCAUUUUUAUGUUGUUAAUUUUGUAAAAUUUCUUUAUUUUAACAUUUUCUUGGUAUUGUUAACAUUCAAAAACACUGGGAGCAGAGAGACGUGUAUUAUGCCUUUAAAAAAAGUCAACAUGCCAUAUAAAUACAUGGACAUUGGCCUUCCACUUAGUCAUGUGCUGGAGUAUCGGGGUGGAGUUAGCGUUAGCAUCACUUACUGGUUAAACAAGCCUGGUAAGUGCAGCUGUACAGUCAAGUGGCAAAUAUUGUCAGUGUUACAAAUUCUCAUCAGCAAACAGCCUUUUCUGCAAAUCGAUUGGGCACACAAUUUUUUUUGACUGAAACUAGAAGCACAAGCAAGCUUUUCACAAAAUUGUUUUAGGCAAAAUUUGGAAAAAUGUUAGCAUUUUGGAUUGGACCAGUGUAGGCUGUAUUGUCUCUGUGUUUUUUACGAUUGUUCUCAGACUUUCAUGCCCUUUGAGUGGAGCACUGGAUCCACUGUUUUUGCACUAUACUACUACACAUCCUUCAAAACAGAUUGUUACCCAGCGUACCUCUGUCACUAUGAAGGUAGCAGUUAAGUCUUAUAUCUUUUUAACACAUUUCAGAGCCUCAAUAUUUCUGGAAAUGUCUGAACACCAAACGGAUAGCAACAUGUGAACUUCCCUCAGGCUACUAUUUUGUAACCACCAAGUUUAUAUUAUAAUAAUUUGGGAUUUGUUUUGUCUAUGGUGCUCAGAUCAGAUUUGGGUAUCACAAUCACCAUUGAUUAUUAUAUUAAUGUUAAGGACACUGUUGAAGAUACUGUAUGUUUUAUCAUUGACCAGCCAACUUGUGGACCCAUGGAGCAAAACAUAUCAGGGCUCUUCAAAUGCUCCAGUAUAGUGUCAUGGUUAUCACUGCGAUAUAAGGAUUUUUUCCUCUUGAUAGAUUUGCUAUCUCAGGGACAGAUUUUGCAGCUACUGAGAAUCCUUGAGAAUCAUUCACUGUUUGCAUGCAAGCAGAGACAUUUAUGCCUUAAAGGGGCUCUACCUGAUUAUUACUGUCUAGAAACAAAAAAAAAAACAAAAAAACAGAACUAGUUCAUUUUAAACUGGUUGCAGCAGACCAAACUUAUUCCUCGUAUCCUAAUUAUUCACCACAUUGAGUUUAUAAGCAGGUUUCACAACUUUCAGAGGCUAGAGUUUUGGUUUUGCCGUCACGCAACUGCUAACAAGAACUAACAUGCUAACAGCACACCAGCAUUUUUUCCUGGUUUUCAGACAAUAAAAAUGAUUUAUAAUUAGAUGCAAAAAGCACAAAGUGGUCUCAGCUGGACCCUAUGAGCUGCUUAUAUCAACUGUACAAAAUGUAUACAUGGCAAAAAGUACACAACCCCUUUAAUGAAAUGUAUGUAAAUAUUCGAUUCAAAUUAUGUCAAACUUUGAUCAUUACUGUCUAAAUUCAGAUAUUUCCAAGUGGUCAUGAUUGAAUUGAUUUCCCAUGAUUGGCAUUCAACAACUUUAGGCCUGACCAUAGCGCCAUUACUCACAUUUCUCUCUGCUUGUAAGCCUAUAGUGAUUGAGGAGGAAGAGCAGCAGUUGUUCCCAGUUGAUAUUGAGAGGGAGGGGAGGAGGAGGAGGGCUGCGGUGGGCUGGGGGGCUCUGGAGCUUGUGGAGGAGAGGGGGUGAGGUGCACUGAAUGAUACGGUUGUGGUUAAUGUUUCCUGCAGAUCCUGAACGCUGAGCCAGUCCAGGAAGCCCCUCCCCUCACCAAGUCUCCUCUCCACUUCUUCUGAGAUCAUUCUUUAUGGUGGAUUACUUUUUCCUCUUAUCUAACUUAUUUUGGUAUAUUUAUUUUGUAUAUCGGCCUGUUUCUUUCUACUGUAUACGUGUGUGCAAUUCUUAUGUCUGUUGGUCUUAGCUGGUUGCCAGCGUUGUGCCUGAAACCCUCUGGCCCUCUCCUCUCUGUCUUACUCAUAUCCUGCCGACAGUUUAACCCCACAACAAACAGUAACAAUAACAAAGAGUGCAUUUUAUCUUUUUGUGACGCCAAAUUGUUCUACCUCUGACUGAGCUUCACAGCUUUGAACGAGAGCAAUAGAGUGCCAUGGACACAGUGGUUAUUGGGCGUUAGCAGACAGUAGUGGGAGUCCGCUUCCAAGUUUGUAUGAUACUUGAAAACCAUUAGAACCACCACAGUUGAGACCUUUGGGCUUCAUGGUGACUGUAUAUGCAGGAGUUUUUACUUUUUGACCCAACCAAUGCAAACAUUUAGUUUGUGGUUUAGGAAAGCAGUAGUUUUGAUGCAGUUUCAUGCAAUCUUGCCUUUUUAAAGAAACACAAGUUGUACUGGGGACAUGAUGAUGACCGUUAAACCAUGAAAGGUUGCCUUCAGAGACUUUAAAUGUUGAAUCCUAUGGUGUUAUUUGAGUUUGAACCUUGUGUUGUAAUCAACAUGCACUGGAAAGUAUGGUUUGUAGAUCCCAUGGGUCCAUAUGUGUUGUGUUAAUGUAUAGUAUAUACUCUGGGUUGUUUUCUUUAGGCUCUGUGCCACAUGUCAGUAUAUAUUGUGCAUUGACCUGAGAGACUGGGCCUGUUGGAUUGAUUUAAAGGGAACACACCACAUGGUGCUCUGUGUAUUCUGUAGUAAAGUUCCCAUACUGCCCUAAGAGCAGCCAUCCCUGAGUGGGACAUGUAUUUAUGGAAACCGUCAGUGUCUUGAAUUUUGUAGUCCACUUUAUAUACAUUUUAAGGAAGGUUUUGGAUUUGAAUUUUUAAACAAUAACAUUUCUUCUUCAUGGUCUUUCUUAACGUUUUAACAUGUAUUUUCAUAAAAUUCUCUGUUUUUUUAGACAGUUCGAACUUGUACAAAGUCCGUGUGACCAAGGGCAUUGAGUAUAGUAACUCAGCACACAUUCCCUGCACAUCUCCAUGUGGUUUUAACCCUUUACUGUUGUGGUCACAAUGAAUCAUUGAAACAGUGAACACGGGAAUAUGCCUUUAACUGCUCAGUUCUACAGUCUUGAUUAUCACACACUCUCUGUAUACCAAGAAAUGAGACCCAGCGAACAUGUAGCAUUUUUGUAAACAUUGACUGUGUGUUUUCGAGACUCUACUGUGCACUCAUUUUUGUGUUUUUAUAUAUUUUUGGUUGUUAAUAUUAUAUGGAAGACAAUUUGUAAUGUAGUGCAAUAUGCUGUACAUAUGGAGCUUUGCUCUACAAAUCUUUUUCAGGAUUUCUUGUUGUUUAUUGGUACUUUUUUCAAUAAAACUUUAUUGAAGGUG